CACAGUCGAUCAAUCCCGUCAAUUCGUCACUCUUUUUGACACCAAUAUAAACUCAGCGCAAAUCAAUUCUCCGCCAAUCUCGAGCCCUCUACAUACACACACACACACACACACACACACACACACACACACACACACACACACACACACACACACAACAAAUCCAUAAACCACCCGUCAAUCAUUCAUCAUGCGUGUCUCUUCAGCUGCUGUCGUCGCCUCCCUGGCUGCCGGUGCCAUCGCGACCGAGUACAAGACCGUCGUUGUGACUGAGUAUGCCACUUACUGCCCUCAGGCCACUUCUCUGGCUGCCGGUCCCGGUACUGCCAGCCAGGGUAACCCCUCUGCUGCUCAGCCUUCCACCGUCACCAUCUCCGGCACUGCCUACACCUACAGCACUCCUCUGGUCACCUCCACUGUGACCCACUGCGACAAGUGCUCUGCCACCGCUGCUCCUGCCACUGAGACCGGUGUUGCUGUUGUCACUGGCACUGGUGCCACUCCCAGCACGGGCUCGGGCUCCGGCUCGGGCUCGGGCUCCGAAGCCUCCCCUAGCGGUGCUGAUGCCGUUGGCACUGGGCCUACCCCCAGCUCCGGUUCCGGCUCGACCCCCGGAUCCACUGGUUCUGAGACCUCCCCCAGCGGUGCCUCCUCUGGCAACACUGGUUCGAGUCCCAGCUCCGGCUCGGGUUCCUCCGGUUCUAGCACCGGCUCUGAGUCUUCCCCGAGCGGUGCUUCUUCCGGCAGCACUGGCUCUACCCCCAGCUCCGGCUCUGAGAUCUCCCCCAGCGGUGCUUCUGCCGUUAGCGGUGGUUCCCCCAAUGAAGGCUCCAGCUCCUCCGGCAGCUCCUCCGGAUCCUCCGGAUCCUCUGGAUCACCCGGUGCUGGUGCUUCCUCUCCCACGGAAUCUUCUCGACCCGCCCCGUGAUCCCCUCCGGCCGUCCUUCCUCCAAGCCCAUCCCCUCCGCCUCCGCCAGCCCCGUGGCCAGCGCUAGCUCCAGCUCCAGCUCCUCUUCCUCCAGCACCGGCUCCUCCCCCGAGGGUGUUUCCGCCCAGGGCACUGGCUCCAGCUCCGGUUCUGCCACCAGCCCCUCCGCCCCCGUCUUCACUGGCGGUGCU
Messenger RNA from Aspergillus brunneoviolaceus CBS 621.78, 1119 nucleotides. Its product is annotated as putative GPI anchored protein. The coding region runs from base 191 to 928 and encodes 245 amino acids. Lineage: Eukaryota; Fungi; Ascomycota; Eurotiomycetes; Eurotiales; Aspergillaceae. The record is from RefSeq and is a predicted model, not a curated record. The transcript has 4 exons.